This is a messenger RNA of Entrophospora sp. SA101, 189 nucleotides long. NCBI's taxonomy places the organism in Eukaryota, Fungi, Glomeromycota, Glomeromycetes, Entrophosporales, Entrophosporaceae. The record is from the annotation of a GenBank genome assembly.
AUGUUAUUUGAGGGGGUUGCUGUUGGAAAUAAUUGUGGAUUAUUCAGUACAUAUGUUGGAUAUUGUUGUGUCAUUGAUCGAGUUCGUAAUGGUCGUCGCCGCCGUGCUAAUAAUUGUGAAGGUGCUGUAGUUGAAGGGGCUGAUAACGGGACAGUUGGCAAUGGGACAGAAGUUCUUCAAAACUUCUAG